Molecule: messenger RNA, 1257 nt
Organism: Frankliniella occidentalis (western flower thrips)
Lineage: Eukaryota; Metazoa; Arthropoda; Insecta; Thysanoptera; Thripidae
Exons: 2
Coding region: 828-1247 (139 amino acids)
Source: RefSeq, a predicted model, not a curated record
GCUCAUGGUAUUUAUAGUGAUUAUCGGACUGAGGAUUCUGUGCACAUUACAGUAGAAUCAGCGAAGACUAAAUACCAUCAGCUGAAACUGCUAGAACCUUGGAGGGCUUCACCACCUGAGCUUCCGCCGUGCUGAUUGGUCGCGAUGAUAGUGUAGUAGACAGGCCACCAUUGUUCUACUACCAACGGAUAUCAGAUUGGUGAUGCAUCCUUUUCGCGCGAUUGUUUUUAUCCACGGUAAGUAAGAUAAGUUUUCCGUCGUUGACUGAUCCGGAGGGCAAAACCCUCGGCUCAAGUGCAACUCGCCCGGGACCGGUUAGACUUCCCUGCCUCCUGCAGGGCUCGUGGGGGUCCUCGCAGGAAGGGCAAGGCAGGACGUAGCGCAGGACGCGCAGGACUACGCUACCACGGUACGUGCUCUCUACUCUACUAGUGUGUAUGUUUAAUGCAACUCAUUGUGUAAGUCUCCCUAAGGAAUGGCGCAUUAGUGACCUCGACCUGGAGAACGAGGGUUGGGCGCUGAGCACCCCCGCCGCGGUGACCACAGCGAGCGACAGAGCGCCGGCUCGGCCAGCACCAGGUGGGGCAGGGGCUGGCGCCGGCUCGCCGGCUUCAGGCGAGACCAUUGUUGCCUGGUCCUGACCGCCCUCACUGGUGUGUUCAGCGGCACCGGCAGGUGGCGGCGGCAACGCAAAGCAGGGCAGGAGAGCGACCAGGGCGCCAUUCACCGCGCCGCCGACACCCACAAGAGCACGGCCUCGCGGGGAUGGGGAGGGGGAGAGCCGGCCAAACUUCUUCCUGACCGUGACCGUGCCCUGGACCGCGGGAAUGCUGACGCUGUUCCUGCUGUUCCUGUGGCUGAUGCGUACGGACGGCCCCGUGUACCACUGCCUGACGCAGAGCUACACGCCGCCCGCGGUCCGCGAGCAGGCGGCGGAGGAACGGCGGCGCGAGCGGCUGGACGAGACGGAGGAGACGGCGCAGAACGCCUGGGAGACGGAGCGCGAGCGCUGGCGAAAGCAGCGCCCUUCCCGCCUAGGAGCCACCACGACCCCGUCCGCGUCGCCCUCCGCGUCGCCCUCCGCGUCGCCCUCCGCGUCGCCCUCCGCAUCGCCCUCUGUGACCUGGGCCGAGCCCCCCGUGCCCGUGAUCGUCCCCGUGCCCGGCGAGGACGACGAGGACGACGAGCAGCAGGCGGCGCCAGCCUCCUCGUCGAGGCCCGUGAGGAGGCACCGCUCCCGGAGGUGACCGUCGAAAU